GCAUUAAUGUAGACCCACCACCAGACCAGGUGUGGACCAAAUACCUGAAAAAUUUUUGUUUGAGAAGAUACCUGAAAGAUUUUUUGGUUAGCAACUAGCUCCAGAAAGUGAUUGGUUUUUGUUGCUUCACAUACAUCCUUCAAAAUAAAAAUCUUACUUGUCUAGACUUUAGUUCAAGAAAACACCCAAAACAAACAUACAAACAGAGAGACAAAAAGUAUGGCCACCAGUAAGCAACAGGAUGAUAUAGAGCAAAGCGAGAACAGGGUAAAUGAAGAUCACAUAAGAGCACCUCUCAUCACUCAAACAAAUACAAGAGUAACAGAAGCAAAGAGACAAGACAGGUGCAUGGUUUACCUCAGCACAUUCAUCGCUGUCUGUGGUUCAUUUACAUUCGGAUCUUGUGCUGGCUAUUCAUCACCGACACAGUCCGCAAUCAGGGAAGAUCUUAAUUUUUCUAUAGCAGAGUUCUCGCUCUUUGGUUCAAUAUUGACAUUUGGAGCAAUGAUUGGGGCAAUCACAAGUGGUCCAAUUGCUGAUUAUAUUGGUCGCAAAGGGGCAAUGAGAAUGUCCAGUGCUUUCUGUGUUGCUGGGUGGUUAGCCAUUUACUAUGCUCAGGGAGCUCUUUCUCUGGACAUUGGAAGAUUGGCAACAGGAUAUGGAAUGGGAGUUUUCUCUUACGUGGUGCCUGUAUUUAUAGCUGAAAUUUCAACUACAGACUUACGAGGAGCUUUGACAUCAAUACACCAGCUGAUGAUAUCUGCUGGAGUCUCAGUUUCCUUCAUCAUAGGAACUAUGCUAACAUGGAGGGCUUUGGCAUUAGCAGGAUUAGUACCAUGUGCUAUUCUCCUUUUCGGUCUCUUCAUUAUUCCAGAGUCUCCUAGGUGGUUGGCAAAAAUAGGACAUCAAAAGGAGUUUGAAAUUGCACUGCGCAGACUUCGAGGCAAAGAUGCUGACAUAUCUGAGGAGGCAGCUGAAAUCCAGGAUUAUAUGAAAACCCUUGAAAAGCUUCCAAAAGCCAACUUGUUUGAUUUGUUUCAAAGAAGAUACUUGCGUUCAGUCAUAGUGGGAGUUGGCCUUAUGGUGUUUAAAGAAUUUGGUGGACUCAGUGGAAUCAUUUUCUACACUAGUAGCAUAUUUGAAUCCUCAGGGUUCCCUUCUGAGAUUGGAACUAUAAUAUUUUCAAUUAUGAAGGUUUGCAUCACGGCACUGGGUACAACCUUAAUUGACAGAGUUGGAAGAAAACCUCUUUUAUUGGUUUCUGCAACAGGAGUUGUCAUAGGCUGUAUACUAACAGGAACCUCAUUCUAUUUGAAGGGACAUGAAAUUGCAAUAAAGGAAGCACCAAUACUUGUCGUAAUAGGCAUACUGGUCUAUAUCGGGUCCUUUUCAGUAGGAAUGGGAAUAAUUCCCUGGGUUAUGAUGUCGGAGAUAUAUCCUAUCAAUGUUAAAGGGGCUGCUGGGAGCCUUACAACGGUAGUGAAAUGGUUUGGAGCAUGGGUGUGCUCCUACACUUUCAACUUCCUCAUGACCUGGAGCUCUUUUGGUACCUUCAUUCUCUAUGCAGCAGUCAAUGCACUCUGCAUUUUGUUUGUGAUCAAGAUAGUACCUGAAACCAAAGGAAGAACUUUGGAACAAAUCCAAGCUGCUAUUAAUACAUCAUAAAAUACCUCAGCAGCUUGGGAUACAUUCUCAUACUCAUCUUGGGAUUCUCCAAAGAUCUAAAACAAUGAACUGUUGGUUGCACUGAGGACCACAUUCUCCAUUCGUUUUAGGUUUAAAUUUGUAACAGGUGGAAAUGAUUAGUAACUUUCUAUUUUGUCCUCAGUGAAGAGUGGGAAGAGUACCAUUCAGUAAGUCAAUAAGAGCCUCGUCAAGAUGUGGGAUCAUAUUUUUUGCAUUUGUACUCAUUGAUUUAUCUUUCAGAACUAGCAUUGUGCUUGGUUUUUUCAUUAAUUGAUCAUUUGAUAUGCAGACUAAA
Messenger RNA from Capsicum annuum, 1981 nucleotides. Its product is annotated as sugar transporter ERD6-like 7. Gene Ontology annotation, cellular component: membrane. NCBI's taxonomy places the organism in Eukaryota, Viridiplantae, Streptophyta, Magnoliopsida, Solanales, Solanaceae. The transcript is spliced from 18 exons. Gene Ontology annotation, biological process: carbohydrate transport; transmembrane transport. Gene Ontology annotation, molecular function: sugar transmembrane transporter activity. The record is from RefSeq and is a predicted model, not a curated record. The coding region runs from base 220 to 1665 and encodes 481 amino acids.